CCAACUGACCAUUGCCUUGACUCUCUGCUUUCUCCUUCCCCUCCAUAUUUCUUUUCCAUUUUUAGGUGCACUUUGCAACCAUCCCUGCUCUAAUUUUAGAAAUUAGUUCCAGGGUCUUCUGCGCAAAAGAAAAAAUACCAGAAAAAAAUAACAGGAAGCCCUCAUCUUCUUCCCGCCCAGGAGAAAGGAAGAACAAUGAAAGAACACCCACAAUCAGAAAGGGAGGAACGUAAAUGCGGAGAAAACGCAUGGAGGAUGGAAUGAAAUGAGCAUCUUGUGAAAUUAGACGUUGCCAUCUCCGUCUCCGCUUUUUCGAGCAAUCCUCAGCCUCCCUUGCUUUCUUCUGUCUCUUUCUGAGCUUUCCUGAUCGUUUGGUUCAGAAAGAAUUCUUCAAGAAGAUAUGUAUCGUCUUGGCGUGCUUGCCCUCUUAGUCACUUGUAUCGGGACUCUGACCCCCUGGGUUCAUUCCAAGACCAAUGCUCGUGAUGUCUCUGCCCUUAAUGUGAUGUAUAGCAGCAUGAACUCUCCUUCAGCACUGACUGGUUGGAAAUCGAGUGGGGGUGACCCUUGUGGCGAAUCAUGGAAAGGAAUCGAUUGCUCUGGGUCAUCAGUGACUGAAAUAAAUUUGUCAGAUCUAGGCCUCUCUGGAUCAAUGGGCUACCUGCUAUCAAGCUUGACAUCAGUGACCAACUUUGAUUUGAGCAAGAACAACCUCAAUGGUGACAUACCGUAUCAACUUCCUCCGAAUGCACUUCACAUUGACCUUUCAUCAAAUGCAUUCACUGGAAAUGUUCCUUAUUCGAUCUCUCAGAUGACUGAUCUCAAGUACCUAAAUCUGGGCCACAAUCAGCUCAAUGGACAGUUAAGUGAUAUGUUUGGAAAACUGCCCAAACUCGCCACUCUGGAUCUAUCUUACAACUCAUUGUCAGGGAAUCUGCCUCAGAGCUUUGGAUCACUGUCAAGUCUCACAAAAUUGCAUUUGCAAAACAAUCAGCUCACAGGUCCUAUAAAUGUCCUUACAAACCUGCCCCUCAAUCAUCUGAAUGUUGCAAAUAACCAAUUCACCGGCUGGGUCCCAGAUGCAUUGCAGGAUAUCGAUGACAUUGAGACUGAAGGAAAUUCUUGGUCCUCUGGCCCAGCUCCUCCGUCACCUCCUGGUGCUUCUCAUGCUAAGAAAGGCUCAAAAGAAGGUGAUGGCAAGUCUGGUGUGAGUGGACUAACUAUAGCUGGAAUUGUUAUGGGCGUGUUAGUGGUGCUGGCAGUUUUAGUUGCUCUAUUUUCUAAGCGAUCUUCUUCAGCAUCUUCACAUUUCCUGGAUGAAGAGAGGGCUAGCCAACGCAGAGCAUUUACCCCCCUUUCAUCACGAGAACUGUCCCAUGACCUGCGUGCUGAGAUGCAUAAAAGUUUUAGAGCAAUAGAUAUGGAUCGUAAGUCAGUGGAAUCAUCUGCUUCCGUUGAUAUAAAGGCUUUGGAGAAAUCGCCUUCAAUUGGAUUUCGGCCUCCACUUCACGACCGCAUGGAGUCCCUUAAGGAUAAUGAAUUUGCAAACCGUUUGAAUGCAAGAAGAAGCACAUCAGCUAUGAGCUAUAAUUUGGCCGACUUGCAGAGUGCAACUGGUAAUUUUGCAACAGGCAGACUUAUCGGUGAGGGAUCCACUGGACGUGUUUAUAGGGCUAAGUAUGCAGAUGGAAAGGUUUUGGCUGUUAAAAAGAUUGAUUCUUCACUUUUCCAAGGCAGGAGGGCCGAUGAAUUCUCAGAAAUUGUUGCCAAAAUAUCGAUGCUUCACCAUCAGAACAUUGCAGAACUUGUUGGUUAUUGUUCUGAGCAGCGGCAUAACAUGCUGGUCUAUGAAUAUUUUAGGAAUGGCUCCCUUCAUGAGUUUUUACACUUGUCAGAUGAUUACAGCAAACCACUGACUUGGAAUACUAGAGUCAGAAUUGCAUUAGGCACAGCGCGAGCUGUUGAGUACCUCCAUGAGGUUUGCUCUCCCUCUGUAGUGCACAAGAACAUCAAAUCAGCCAAUAUAUUGCUUGAUGUCGAACUUAAUCCACGACUCACUGAUUGUGGUUUGGCUACCUUCCAUCAGAGGACAAGUCAAAAUCUGGGAGUCGGAUACAAUGCUCCAGAAUGUACAAAGCCUUCAGCUUAUACUCUGAAGAGUGAUAUUUACAGUUUCGGAGUUGUCAUGUUGGAGUUGCUGACUGGACGAAUGCCUCUUGACAGUUCAAAACCAAGAUCAGAGCAAUGUCUAGUGAGAUGGGCUAGUCCACAGCUUCAUGACAUCGACGCUUUAGGCAGGAUGGUGGAUCCAGCACUGCGCGGACUAUAUCCUCCCAAGUCAGUCUCCAGAUUUGCCGAUAUUAUUGCUCUCUGUGUUCAGUCGGAGCCCGAAUUCCGACCUCCCAUGUCAGAAGUGGUGGAGGCAUUAGUGCGAUUAGUUCAGCGCUCUAGUAUGAACAAGAGGGGGGAGAGUCCCGGCGCUUCUCGUCGUAUGGAUGACUUCGACUAUUGAUCGGAGAGAUCAUUGUACUUGGAUUGGACUUUUGAUUUCUCUUUCUAUGUGUAUGUGUGCCCACCAAAUGACCCUGUGUUAAAAGAGUAGUCUCUGCCAGUCAUCUUCCUUAGUGGAAAAAGCAUAGAACUCAAGGAUAAGCAGGAAUGCUUCGAGAGCCGGGCAUUCACUGGGACAGAAGCUUCUGUAAAUAUAUCAGAAAUCACAUCGGAAGAAGACAUGUUGCCGCGGAAGAUUACUGUAUAGUAUAGAGAGGAGACGAUUCGAGAAUUAUAGAGGACCGAGUUUCGACAUUUUGGUUUCGAUGGCGAUGAUAUAAGGUUGGCGAAUACGAAGAGGCUGCGGUCUCGCAACUGGAGCUAGGCACAGCAUU
Messenger RNA from Rhodamnia argentea, 2885 nucleotides. RefSeq names its product protein STRUBBELIG-RECEPTOR FAMILY 5-like. Gene Ontology annotation, biological process: protein phosphorylation. Bases 401 to 2512 code for a protein of 703 amino acids. The record is from RefSeq and is a predicted model, not a curated record. Lineage: Eukaryota; Viridiplantae; Streptophyta; Magnoliopsida; Myrtales; Myrtaceae. Gene Ontology annotation, molecular function: protein binding; ATP binding; protein kinase activity. The transcript has 16 exons.